Messenger RNA from Arctia plantaginis, 921 nucleotides. The record is from the annotation of a GenBank genome assembly. Lineage: Eukaryota; Metazoa; Arthropoda; Insecta; Lepidoptera; Erebidae.
AUGGAGGAUCUACAAAUUGAGGACUAUCUGAAUCGUUUAUCCGAUUCUGAUGAUGAUGGUUUUACCAGUCAGCAAAGAGAUGAGGACUUGAGUGAUGUCGAAGAUCACGUGGAAUUACAGGAAACGAUCCCGACAGAUUCCGACAGUGAUGACGACGACCAACCAAUUGGAAUACGGCAAAUGCAGCGCCGAAGCGGUAUCAUUUUAUCUUCCGAUUCAGAGAAUGAAGAAACAUCAGGUACAUCUUUCCAUUCUACACCUUCACGACGUAUAAUUAUUCCAUCAACUCAUAAUCUUAGAGGAAAAAAUGGUCACAAAUGGUCCUCAAAACCUUUUGAAUCUUUGAAUACUAGAACUCCAGCUAGAAAUAUCGUGCAUAUAAUUCAAGGAACAGCUAAUAACGCAAAGGACAUUAUAGAGCCAGUUGAUUGCUUUUCUAUUUUUAUAACAGCUGAUUUAAUUCGUAAAAUACUUACACAUACUAAUGAAGAAAUAGAGUUGAGAAGUUCGAAAUAUAAAGAGAGUAUUGCUACUAUUUCUCUGACAUGCGAAGAAGAACUCACUGCUUUGCUUGGAUUGCUUUUACUAUCAGCUGCAAAAAAAGAUAAUCAUCUCACGAGCUUAGAACUGUUUGAUCCUACAUUUAGUGGAUCUCGCUAUAUAUCAGUGAUGUCGCGUGAGAGAUUUGACUUUUUGCUAAACUGCUUGCGGUUUGAUGAUAAAUCAACCAGAAAUGAACGCAAAGCUCAAGAUAAAUUCGCGCCUAUUAGAGACUUGUGGGAAGUGUUUAUUCAGAUAUGCAGGGAUAGCUAUAAAGCAGGAAGUUAUAUUACGAUAGACGAGCAACUAUUGGGUUUCAGAGGGCGUUGUCCAUUUAGGAUGUAUAUUCCAGAUGUAUAUUCCAAUUCCAUCAAAACCUAA